This is a messenger RNA of Coregonus sp. 'balchen', 8534 nucleotides long. Lineage: Eukaryota; Metazoa; Chordata; Actinopteri; Salmoniformes; Salmonidae. The record is from the annotation of a GenBank genome assembly.
AUGGCGUGUAAUAUAGCCUAUUGCAUAUGCCAUAUGUUCAAUAGGCCUACUGUUUACGUUUUCAGGUGUGGUGAAUGUAAUGGAAAACAACCAUCAGGUAAAUCACGGAGAAAAACAUCCUCAGCACUGGAGGAGCUGCAAGUUGAUCAUAGAUCCUGCGUUGAAUAAUGGGUUUUAUAAAGUGUAUCGUUAUGAUGGGCAACAUUUCAACAUGCCAGUGAGUACAUUUAAUUAUUGAUUUGUACAUGUAGUUGUAUUCAUAUUUUUAGGCUACUUGUUGAAUGUUGUUCCAGAUACUGUAGCCCUUGACCUAAACUUUCUUUUGACAACACACUUUUUUUCUGUUCCCACAUGAGUGUUCUUACCUCCUUGAUGUAUGCUGUAUCAGGUUCAGGACUUAGGGGUAUUUCCUGUGGAUACUGUUCGGGAUCCCAGAAUCUGUCCUAUUUGGACCAAAUUCAGAGACACUGACCUGCUGGUCCCCAAAUUUAAGGUAACACCUAAUUUUCUGUGACGACAGUCAUGUGAAAUGCAAUUUCUGAUCAUAGAUGGAUAAUAAUAAUUGUUUACCAACUGACAAUCUGUUAUCUGAUUAAUGUUUAUAGAUUGAUGAAUGCUAUGUCGGCCCUCCCAAGGAAGUGACAUUUGCCAGGUUAAAUGACAAUGUAAGGGAGUGUUUCUUGACUGACAUGUGCAUAAAGUACGGACAGAUUGAGGAAGUGGAAAUCUUGUAUAAUCCUAAAAACAAGAAGCAUUUAGGAAUUGCUAAAGUCAUCUUCGACACAGUCAAGGCUGCAAAGGACACUGUGGAACACCUUCAUGACACCUCUGUCAUGGGGAACAUUAUCCACGUGGAACUUGAUCCAAAAGGUACGUUAAUAUAAUAGAAUGAUAAUUGAAAAUAAUAAUAAUAAUAAUAAUAAUAAUAAUAUGCCAUUUAGCAGACGCUUUUAUCCAAAGCGACUUACAGUCAUGUGCGCAUACAUUUUUACGUAUGGGUGGUCCCGGGGAUCGAACCCACUACCCUGGCGUUACAAGCACCAUGCUCUACCAAUUGAGCUACAGAGGACCACUUAAUUACACAUACAUAAUUACACAUACAUAACUAAUGUCAAUACAUGUGAUAAUAGAUUAUGAUUUAUGAUUUUCAAUUGACUUUUGGGUGGUGAUCCAUCUGACUCUAAUCCUCCUCAGGUAAAAACAGAAUGCGGUACUUCCAUCUCCUUGUUAGUGGACUCUACACCCCUUGGACAUUGCCACUGGGCAGUGAUGAGCAUACCCUCAAUAGCCUAACUGAGAGAUUGCAGGUAAUAUAAUUCUACUGCUCUACUGUUCUAAUGUGUUCCAUUUCUAGUUCUUCGACAGACAUAAUUCAAUCUUAUGUUUAUUACUGCUCAUUAGAGAAGUUGUUUUUGGUUGUGGUGAUGUGAGUAGACUCGGCUGAGGUGAUGUGAGAUGCUUCAUUGCUUCAUUUUAGCCAUUCUGUUUUGUCUCCUCCAUCUUUAGGACAGCAAACCUCUGCAGAAACUGACUGAUGGGAGUUCAUCAUUGACAAGGUCUAUUUCCAGUCCCACCAGCGUUGCUACACCUUUCUCCCUGGACACAGCCUACUCCAGUAUCUGGCAGGACACACCGGGCAGCUUUGGGCAGACACCCCUCUCUCAGGGCACCCCUCACACCCCCUGCCUGUCUGGGACCCCCCUCUCUCAGGACUCUUGCUACUCCAGCCAGCACACCACCCCAGUCCACCAAGUCAGUCAGGGUGAACACUCCUCAUACGGUACUCACAGACGCUUGAGGCGCGAUGUCUGCUAUCGUCAACCAGGGAGAACUUAUAUGAGAUCCCACCAUCGGAGCUCAGAGCUGAGCUCUCUCCUCAAACACCUCCAACCUCACCGUCCUCUCCAGCCCCAAACCCAGGCUGCGGGCAGCAGCUACAAAUCUUCCUUCCUCUGGUAUCAGAACCGCCUGCCCUCGGCUGAUGAUAACCCUGCCACAGAGCCUCCCCUCCACCUCUCCCUUCCUGAACAGGAGUCCUGGAGGGUGCCCUCUCUACCUCCUGCCUCUGAGUCUUUCCCUCUGAGCAGCAGCUCUGCCAGUGCCACAAGUAUGAACGUGGUACCUCUGAAGGAGAGACCCCAGUCUCUCCCUUCUGGGCCCAAUGCGGGCAUUACAGAACCGACCCCUUCCACUCCCGAUAACUCUCCUGGAAGCCCCAUCCCAGAGGCAGAGAGCCACAGCCUGGACUCACGCAUUGAGAUGCUGCUCAGGAAGACUCAGAGUUCCUGCCUCCCUCUCCAUGGUAAAAGGGGUUUGGAUGCUGAAGUGCACUCUCAGGACAGCCCUGUUUCCCCAUUCUCCCCUGUCUCGAUGUACUCUCCUGAGUCUGACCGCACCCCAGCCCGUAGUGGAUCUCCCGUUAACUCUACCCACCACACCACCAGUGAUGGUCUGGAGGAUGUCAGUCCCACUCCCCUCCCUGAGUGGGAAGGAGACGAGUCCCUUCCAGGGAUGCCUUCCCUAAUAUGGACCUCACAGCCCCCCUGUCCCCCUGGGACCCUCUCUCUCACUCAAAGGGAGAGAAGUAAAGGAACAGAGUUGGACCAUGCAGAUCAGACAACCUCUGGUGAAAAGUAUAUGGGACGGGGACUCCAUUCCUUAUCAUUUCCUCAGGUAUUGGAGAAAAUGCAGAGGAUGAACACAUUGAUAUGUUUCACACGUUUACCAGCAACAUCAUAGAUAAAGAAUUAGGGACAGAUUUCUUGCAUUGCACAUUGGGGGGUGGGGGGUGGGGGGGGGGGGGGGUUACAAUCUAUUCAUUUUACAUUUCUUUCACAGGGUCUCCAUUUGCCAGGGGAAGACAAGGACAUCUCAAAUGCGGGGCGAUCUGGAAUGUCGAAUCCCAAAAGCCAUUGUUCCAAGAGCAUCACAGUCAACUCCUCCAUUCCCUCCUUGCGACAGCCUCUUCCAAUCUCCUCUCUCAAUCACCCUGCUCCAAUCCCUCCCUCCAAUCUUCACUCUUCAGUUCUCUCUUCCAAUCGUCCCCCUCCAAUCACUCACUCCAACCUCCCCAUUCAAUUCUCUCCCUCCAACCCUCACCCUCAAAUCCCCCCUUCCAUCCCUCCCAUUCCAGCUCCUCUUUCUAUUCCAAUCCCACCUCCAGGAUUCCCUCUGCUUCCUCAACACAUUCCUCCUCCUCUCACUGUCUUUGGGCCUCCUCCAACUAUGGCAGCCCCUCCCUCUAUCGUACAUCCAGUUUACCCAUAUCCCUUGAAUACGCUGCACACUGUGCAUAUGGACAAGGUGAAUGGUCUGCCCGGGUGUGGUAGUGUGCCAGUGUCGUUUGCUGGGCAACCCUGGCCCCUGCCUCCCUUCAUGCCCACCUUCAACCCCUCUGUGCCCCCGCCAGGCUACCUGCCUCUGCAGGAGGACUCUCAUAAGGCCACAGUGGAAAAGGUGCUGGCAGUCAUUACGGAGGAGCUGAAGUCCAUCGUGAAGAGAGACAUCAACCGUAAAUUGGUUGAGGGGGUAGCCUUCAGGGCGUUUGAUGAGUGGUGGGAUGGCCAGGAGCAGAAAGCUAAGGUGAGCUACUACAUAGUUGAAGUCCAGUAUAGUUGAAGAUACAUAACUCUUCUACACCACAGCAAAAUAUCUGUUUUGAUUCUUGUGGUUUGUUGCUAUAAUGUUUAUAAUGCUUCUUCAUUUCGUCAUUUGUCAGACUGCUGUAACUCUUGUGAGAGCCAUAGAGGGUGGAGUGGAGGUGAGGACCAAACCAAGAGACUCCCUAAGACAGAACAUUGGCCAGCGUGGUGCCACCAACCUCCCUUCCUUCAAGGUAGGCUACUGCUGCUACCAUGAAGGAGCUCAAACAAGGUACAGUGUGACUGUGUCUGUGGGGGUGAUUAUCAUGAUGAUCGUGACUUGUGUUCAUGUGUAGGUAAAGAAGAAAGAGCCCGACGAUCGAACUGCCUCAGAGGACCCCAAAAGAAAGUGUCCCUACACACCUGUUAAUGAUGCGCAUGAGAGUGCUGGUUAGUGCUGUGCACCAGGACAAGGCAACAUAUUCAUUCCCCAGUACGAUUUCAAUUGGUUUUCAAAUGAGAAUAUUGUGAAUGCUUAGCACGCUUUCUUUCUCUUUCCCCCUCAGAGCUGGAUAAUAAUAUAGCGAAUCACACAUUGGACAGGUCCCCAAAAACUGGAAGUAUUCCAGCUCUGAGGCGAAGACAUGCAAGGCCACUGGAGCUGGACAGUGAGGGGGAAGAGGAGGAAGAGGAGAGCAGAGAGAAAGAGGGGGAGCCAACAAGAGAGAAAGAGGAGGCAGCAGACAAGGUUCCCCAACGCCAGGUACACAGAGGUUUCCAGCUGUCAAUCAACAGAAAUACCAAAAUGACAAAUGUAUUUAAUAAAAUGACAUGAUGAAGUUGCAAUGACCAGUUGUUUGGAUUUUUUUUCAGCAGAGGGAUGAAGAUGAUGACAAUGACCAAAAAGAGGAAGAAGUGGACGAUGAUGAAGAUGAAGAUGAAGAUGUGGUCUUCUCUAAAGUUACAACAGGAUUACAGUCUCCAAAUGAGGGUAAUGUUUAAGAAGCUUUGAGUUUUUGUCUUAAGGGGUUUUAAUAGUUAUAAUAAACGUAAUGCUCAAUGAUUCUGUUACACCUACUGAAAUGCACAUUAUUGUUUUCUCAUUUACCAGAAGUUGCCAAGGUAAGCCUCUCGGAGGUAGAGUCUUACUCCGCAGAAGACAGUGAAUACCUCUCAGAGUCUGACUCCUCAGACUCCUUCUCUGAGGAAAGUGAAGACUUCUCAGACUAUGACUCCAGUUCUAACCAGGAGACAGAGGAAGAGGAGGAGACAGAUGGAGAUGCUGAUGAGGUCAACAGGGAGGUAGAGUGUGUGGUGUUGUCAUCAGAUGAGGAUGAGAUGGAUCUGGAGCCCCCGGCCACACCCUCAGCCCCUCAUACCCCAGGCACAGAGCUGGACCUAUUGGAUGGUUCAGAGACGCUCCUGAGGGAUCAGCCUGGGGAGGAGAAGCACUCAGUCUGUCUGACUGGAGAUGUUUUUGGGCGCACCAGCAGCACCAGCCAACCUGACCCAGGGAUGGAGCGCCUGCCCAGUGAGCACGACCAUGAUCUCCAGGCCCCCUCACCCAUAGGACUGCCAGGUAGAUUUAUUUAAAGACAUGCAUGUGUUGGUAAAUAAUAAUAGAAGUGCUCUUCAAUAACAUUUGAACAACUCUUAUGUAUGCUUGGGUACAUUGUAGAAUGUCUUCAUUUUAGGCCUGACAGCAAUUACAGGGUUGAACAAAAAAUUGUGUUUGUUUUCCUCUACCUACAGUGGUGGAGCCUGAUUUUGAGGUGGAGAUAGAUAGCCCUGAAUGGAGCAUUGAGUCACCAGAUAAUGUGGAGAACCUCCGGCCUCUCACCCCUACUGGCUCUCUGGGAGACAGCGACUCAGACCUGCUGUUCAAGAGCAAAACAACCCCCCCUGCUGUGGAAGAGUUGGAACUGCCACACACUCCUGGUCGGGGAGCAGAGGCCCUCCUGGAGAGUGAGGAGGACUCUAUGGACCAUCUCCUCUCCCUCUCUCCCACAGACAGUGAGCCUUUGUCCCAGAGCCAUCCCACUCAUCCCCCUGCCUUAGCCUCAUACCCAGCAUACGAGGACAUGCCCAAAACACCAGGCAGAGAUGAGAGGGGUCUAUGGAAUCACCUUACCCCCUGGAGGGUGCCAGUGACACCGGGCAGAGAGACAGGCCUCACAGAGGGAGGCCUGGGGUUUAGUCCCACUCCCUGUAGCCCUUUCCCCCUCCCCUCCCUGUCCACCGGCCUCUACAUCAGGACCCCACGAACCCCUGGGAGGGACUUCAUCCCAACCAAGAGAACACACAGGAAUACUACACUUAUGGUGGCCUCUUCACAGAGGACUAAUGGUGCUCCUUUAUCCUGUGAUGAAUUGCUUACAGACUCAUCUGUUCUAGCUUCCUCUCCUAGCAGCCUGUCUGAGUCAUCAGCAGAGACUCCUGACCAUGGGGGUGUGUGGCUUAAUCCUAAUCCUGGGACCCAGAGGAAGAUGCCCCUGCAGGGCCUGGAGAACUGGUCAGGGCUGGCGGAUGUGGAGAACCACAGAGAAAUGGAGAAGUGCUCUUGGAGGAGGGUACAACCGAGAAUGAGGCGGAGGAUGAGGCGGAGGAUGAGGCGAUGGCAAAGGAUGACGUCACUGCAGACAGCCAUGCCCUCUGUCUUCUCUGCCAGACCCUGUCGUCGGUCACGAAGUGAGGAGAUGACUGUCCUCCACAGUGUCUGGAGGGAGGGUCUGGAUGAGGAGGAUGCCAAGCUGCUGCAGGUCACCUAUGACAGGCUGCUACAGCAGGACAAUGGCUUCAGCUGGCUCAGUGACACUCUCUGGGUCCCCCACCCUCAUAUCCUUUACUACAGAGCUGUUAUUACCAUACUGUCACUGGACACUGAUACACUAAUGGGAUCUCAACUGUUAUUGUGUAUGUUUUAGAACUCAUUUUUAUAGACUAACUGUUGCACAUUGACAUUAAUUAAGAAUUGCAUACAUAUCCCUCUAUACAUCAGUGAAUGAGUGUCUAGUUCCCUUGACCCCUUUGCACUCACCAGAGUCUUGACGGAGAAGAGGAAGGAGCUCAAUGAUUGGAUGCGGGACCAUGUGACAGGAUCUGCCCGCAGCGAGGGCUUUUACAAAAUCAGCAAGAUGGACAAAAUGAAAUACCUCAACAACACGUGUUUGGCUACAGACACCCAGGUAUUCAGAGAGGAAAAGCUCUUCCCCAUGUUAUUCUAUGCCAUACCUGAUAACUGACAGCUUUGAUAAUGGACAUUAUUUUAUUUCUGCAGGGGGUGAGUCUUUCAGCCCAGCCGCAGCCCUCCCUGCGGUCUGGGUCUGAGUUCAGGUCUGAACAACGCCGUCUGCUCUCCUCCUUCAGCUGUGACAGUGACCUGCUCAAGUUUAACCAGCUUAAGGUCAGUCAACCACUCAUCUGUGCCCAGACAGACAGUACAGUUUAGUGUAUCUCUUACUGCAGACAACAUGAGGCUUUACUCACAGACGAUAUUCCUGUGUUUCAGUUCCGCAAGAAGAGAAUUCGUUUCUGCCGCAGUCACAUCCAUGACUGGGGCCUGUUUGCCCUGGAGCCCAUAGCAGCAGAUGAGAUGGUGAUUGAGUAUGUGGGCCAGUGCAUCAGACAGGUGAGACACAGACUGGGCCACAGUACACAGUAAAUAGGUAGCACAAUAAGGGACAUGCCAAGUAAGGGGCACAGCAGACUGGUGUAACAUUUUGAUACAUAUUAAUGUACAUGUAUAUUUAAUCUAGAGCUAAUUCUUAACUGAGUGACUUGUGUGAAUGGGCCCGCCACCCCUCUCCUCAGGUGAUUGCAGAUAUGCGGGAGAAGUGCUAUGAAGAUGAGGGGAUUGGGAGCAGCUACCUGUUCCGGGUCGAUCAGGAUACCAUCAUCGACGCCACUAAAUAUGGGAACUUGGCCAGAUUUAUCAACCACAGCUGCAAUGUGAGUGGUUUAUGGUCUAUGGAAAAAAUUAACAUUUCAGAACUAUUAUGUGUUGUAAAUGGUUUGAUUUAUAGUAUUGAUAAUUUAUAAAACAUUUUGGAAACAGAUACAAUGGUCAGACUAUCACACUUAGGGGUUGUAAAUGGAGGGUAUAUUACCGGAAACGUUCAAAGUUUACCAGUAAAAUACCAGAAUUUUGGCAUUUUCAAUCUAGCACAAGACACCUAGUGGCCCUUUUGGUACUUCAGAUUAUUACAGGUGUCUAAUUAUCUCUGUCCCUCUGUGUGUUAAAUUAAUUAAAUAAUUAAUUAAGUAAUUAAAAAAGAUGAUUGCUGUAAAACAUUAUCCUAAAUAUAAACCAUCAACUUAGUUAAUACCAUUGGUGUUUAAUAUGAGGGUUUCAGUAUGAAAUAUACUUUAUAUUUUUUACACACUUAUUUAUUUUACUAUGUCAGUAUGUAUUUGUUGUCAAUGUUUUGGCGUCAAACUGGUGACAGUUGUGAAAAAAGUAUAUAGUUUCAGAGUUAAUAGAAAAUAAUGCAAUUGUUGAUUAGAUGCUUUUUUCAUUAAUUAGGCUAUUUUCUCUUGAACCAUAUGGUCUAUCCACUAGAAACUCAUGGACAAUAUGGACAUAGAUAUAAAAAUGAAUACUAUACAUUAAUACAUUUUUCAAAAGUUAUUCAAGUGUAAAUUACUAAAGUUAUAAUAGAUUGCCAUAGAUUUUCGGUUAAUUACCAAAAUGACUGAAUAUUCCAGUAACUUUGGUAAAUUACCGGUAGCUUUGCAACCCUAAUCACACUGAUGAUUUAGUAAUCAUUUUUCUCUCUUCAGCCUAAUUGCUAUGCAAAAAUCAUCACAGUGGAAUCCCAGAAGAAGAUAGUGAUCUACUCCCGGCAGCCCAUCGGUGUCAAUGAGGAGAUCACGUAUGAUUACAAGUUCCCCAUUGAGGAUGAGAAGAUUCCCUGUCUGUGUGGAGCAGAGAACUGCCAGGGCUCCCUCAACUGA